Molecule: messenger RNA, 1113 nt
Organism: Rotaria sordida
Lineage: Eukaryota; Metazoa; Rotifera; Eurotatoria; Philodinida; Philodinidae
Source: the annotation of a GenBank genome assembly
AUGGGCUCAUUACUUUGUACUGCCAAAGCCAAACCAUCUAAAUCCGAUCAGCCCAAAUUUGAUCAACUCAAAAUCGAUCGACCCGAACUUGCCAAACAUGAUUCAUCCAUACUCGAUCUUGCCUUUGCCAUGGAUUGUACUGGUUCGAUGGGCUCAUACAUAGCCAGUGCAACACAAAAUAUUCGUUCUAUUGUUGAAGCCAUUGUUACGAGUGAAAAGAGUGAUGUUCGUUUAGCACUCGUCGAGUAUCGAGAUCAUCCACCUCAGGAUACGACAUUUGUCACACGUGUACACGAUUUCACCAAUAAACCCAGUAAGAUGAAAAGUUGGCUAGAGCAAUGUUCAGCAAAUGGUGGUGGUGAUGCACCAGAGGCUGUUGCUGACGCUCUCCAUGAUGUUCUAAAACUUUCAUGGCGUGCCGAAGCUACUAAAAUCUGUAUUCUAAUUUCCGAUGCCCCACCACAUGGACUUGAUUCAAGUGGUGAUGGCUUUCCUAAAGGAUGUCCUUGUAAACUGAAUCCAUUAAAAAUUGUUCAGAAUAUGGCUGAAAAAACCAUUACAUUGUAUACAGUUGGUGUCGAACCACCUAUCAUUCCCUAUCGCGAUUUUUUCAUGACAUUGGCUUAUAUUACUGGUGGACAGUAUGUUCCAAUGGUCAAUGCUCAACUUUUAGCACAAGUAAUCAUCGGUGGAGUACGAGAAGAAAUCUCGUUAGAUCGUUUAAUGCAAGGUGCACAAGAAGAUAUUGAUCGUGAAAUGCAACGAGCCGAAGCGGAAGGAGUUGAUGACGAAGAAAAAGCGAAACGAUUGAAUCAAAUUUUUGCUUCGAAGAAUAUGCAUUGUCAUCAGAUGAAAAAUGAUACUGGAACAAUGUCCAAGACGGUCACCGAUGUUUAUUCAAAAAUGAGUAGUAUGACCGAAAUACGAACUCAUUUCAUGUCCAAACCAAAGGCAACGUUUGAUUAUAGUACAGAAGAAGAAGAAGAAGAAGAAGAAGAAGAAGAAGAAGUCAAGAAGGCAGCGGAUAUGACUUAUGAUCUAACGGAAAAUGCAGAUGUAAGCAUUGCACAAUCAAAACGUCUUGUUAAAAAAUGGCAGCAUCGAAAGAAAUAA